CCGUGCAACAAAAGCGGAGGCUAACCUUAAACUGUGUCACAAAAACCUACCCAGCCGUUCCCCACUCUCCUCCGCCUACACCACGCCACCUCCUUCCUCUCUCUCUCCGUCUGUCUCUCUGUCUCUCUCUCUCUCUCUCUCUCUCUCGGUUCCUCCUAAAGAGCUUGCUAUCUCUGUCGCCUAAAACCUUAAAUCAUUUGUUUAGUUGACCUCUGUGAAAAAAGUGCUUGCAAACUCGAAAUUUUUUCAGUGAUGGGCAAGCCAGGUUCACGCUCAGAAUCAUCGACCAAAGCCGACCUCAAAUUCGAAAAGAAGCUCGAAUUUUAUGCUAAGGUUAGAGAUACAAUUUCUGGCUUGGGUGCCCAGAAGGCUAUUGUGAAGAAGAAGAAACUGCGUAGCCGACAGAAGAAACUGAAAGCAUAUGAUCUCUCUUCCUUCUCAGAGUUUCUGCCUGAGUUGAAGGCUAAAAAGCAACCCACUUCUGAGUUCAAGCUAAAUUGCAAAUCCAAGAAAACCCUAAUAUUGAAGGAAGGAAAGCAGUUGGCUACAGUUCUUGAGCAUCCCGCUUUCAAGUCAGAUCCCUUAGCUGCCAUUCAACAACAUUUGGAGAGGACACAGCCAGUGAUAGAAGUGAAACCAGAGAAAAGGAAAAACAAAAGUGGAAGCAAGAAGAGGAAAGACAAGAAAUUGAAGGCUUCAGCCGGACCCCAAUCUAUGGAUAUGUGAGUCAAUAUGCACACUUUUCAUCUGAUCCACCGUGAUGAUGACUCAAACUUGUUCAAAUCACAUUGCGAAUGUUCCAACGCUUAAAUUUCAAAUAUAAAAUUUUGUUGGUCUUGCUGGAACUUGUAAAUGGUUCAGUUUAGCCCCAUUUCCAUAGGAUCCUUUUGGUCUCAAGUGCGUAAUUUACCAACUUGUUGGCACGUGAAGAAAUGAAACAAGAAAAGAAGGGAAGAUAUUUGUUAA
Prunus dulcis (almond) is the source of this 966-nucleotide messenger RNA. Its product is annotated as putative ribosome biogenesis protein slx9-like. Gene Ontology annotation, biological process: maturation of SSU-rRNA from tricistronic rRNA transcript (SSU-rRNA, 5.8S rRNA, LSU-rRNA). The transcript has 5 exons. The record is from RefSeq and is a predicted model, not a curated record. Gene Ontology annotation, cellular component: preribosome, small subunit precursor; nucleolus; 90S preribosome. Bases 253 to 726 code for a protein of 157 amino acids. Lineage: Eukaryota; Viridiplantae; Streptophyta; Magnoliopsida; Rosales; Rosaceae.